AUGUCUCGGGACGGCUCUCCCAAAGUCGUCCUCCUCCCCUUCUCUAAAUCACCUCGGAUCUCAAUUCAUGCAAAGACCGAUCUCCAAACAAAAUCCAGUCCUGACGUGAACCACCGAAUGCUGUGGGCCCAAUCUCUUCUUAUACUCUCUCCUCCCCGCUCACAGAUCCCCUUCCUGUCCCCCUCACCAUCUGACCGCGACUGCGUCCACAAUGCCUGGCUCGCUUCCAGAACAGUCCCCACCCGCAAGAGCUCGUAUCUCGUCCCUGGUGCACAGCGCCCCUUGAACAAACCAAACAUUAGACUGGCUUAUAUCAUUGCCCACAAGUGCGCCUUUGAUCUCGUCAAAGUCCUAUGGAGUCUUCAUCCCGUCCGUACCACCCUCAUGAUGCUCCUGAACAUUGUGCGUGGCUUUUUUCCCGCUUUCAGGGGUUACUCUCAAGCCAUGAUAGUAGAUGAGCUCCAAGCUUUGAUCUCCUCAGGCCGUUUCACGUGGUCACGUCUCGUAAAGCUCAUGACUGCGGAAAUCCUACGGCGCGCAUUGGAGAGUUUAAUCGACUCUUUCGCUACGACCAACGAAAAUAUCGUUCAGGAGUCUGCCAGAUUUUUUGUAGAAUAUCAGCAAGUGGCACAGCGGCUUCGACUCGAUGUUCCAACGUUGGCAGACCCCGUUGUGCGCGACUGUCUGCAAGAAUCUGAUCUAUUCGUGAGGUCUUUCAAUGGCAUGGGAGGCUUUGGACUACUAUCACCGUUCGAUUUUGUGCAGUUGUUCGCAUUAUUGUCGGAACUUGCUUCACAUAUUCUGGUGCUCCUCUCUUUGACAGGAGGUACUAAUCUCGGUGUUCUAUUGCUCUCCGUACUCUCCGCCAUAUUCCCCUUGCUAUUAAGCCGCGGUGGUUUCGGUUCGCUUCAUCCCGACUCGUCUUAUACACAACAGGAGGCUCGUACCGCUGAACGUCAGGAAAGGCUACGUAACUUGGCCCACAGUGACUGUCAUCGCCCCGAGAUUUUAUUGUUCGGGCUCGGACCAUGGAUACUACAGUCUUGGGCCAGUGCCCGAAAGUCGAUGCUGUACGCUGAAGGACCUUUGUCGUCAAAGCAAUCAGUUUUGCCACAUUUCCUCGGUUCAAUCAACAUAUCUGAUUUACUAUUUGCGGUACAAAAUAUUCCGCUGCUUCUGAUGCUGCAGUCCUCGUCCUCGUCGCUAGGUUCCUUGGCAUUGUACCGCAGCUCCAUCCAGUCCGUCGUGUUCACCGUCGGAAAUCUCCUCACUACGACGCGGAUGGCAUUCCAAGGAAUAUUUCUGAUGGGCGCUUUCUGUGCUGCCAUGAACAUUCAGCCAAAACUGGAGCCGGCCGAUGAGGAAGUGGAGUGUUAUUCUUCACUUCCCAAUGGAAUGAAAAUCGAAGCAAGGCACUUGUCGUACACUUACCCCGGUAGUAAAGACGCCUCGUUGAAAAACGUCAGUUUCACUUUAGAAGCAGGAGAACGGCUUGCUAUAGUCGGUUACAAUGGUUCCGGCAAGUCUACGCUCGCAAAAGUCAUCCUACGCAUCAUAGAUUUUAGCCAGGGGGAUCUCCUUGUCAACGGGGUUGAUGUUCGUCGGUUCAGCCCGAGUGAAUACCACCGUCGUGUUACCACGGUUUUCCAAGGGUUUUCAAAGUUCAAUUCAACCGUCAGAGAAAACGUUGGUUUCGGAUAUAUCCAGAAGCUAGGCUCGCAAACCGCCGUCGAGCAGGCUAUACGCCUCGGUGAAGCGGAUACAUUCGUCGACUCAUUACCAAACGGCCUUAAAACAAAGUUGGAUGCUUCAGGUUUUGAACCGAUGACGUACUCAUCGACUCCGAGUGGCGUAAGCCAACCGUCGUCCUCGCGGGUGCAUCAUGGUCUGUCUGGUGGCGAGUGGCAGAGGAUAGCCAUUUCACGUGCCUUCAUGAGAGCUGAUCGUCCGGAGAUUGAUCUCCUCCUAUUCGACGAACCAACAUCCUCAUUGGAUGCACAUGCGCAGAACAGGAUAUUUGACACUAUAGAUGAGGUAUCCCGGUCACCUUCCGGGGCACGAUCGAAAACCGUCAUUUUCAUAACACACCGCCUGUCUACUGCUCGGCGCGCCGAUAAAAUCGCGAUGAUGGAAAACGGUACUAUCACCGAAUUUGGAUCUCAUGAAGCAUUAUUGCAAAAGGGCGGUUCAUAUGCCACGCUAUAUCAAGCUUCCGUAUGA
Molecule: messenger RNA, 2220 nt
Organism: Serpula lacrymans var. lacrymans S7.9
Lineage: Eukaryota; Fungi; Basidiomycota; Agaricomycetes; Boletales; Serpulaceae
Exons: 10
Coding region: 1-2220 (739 amino acids)
Biological process (GO): transmembrane transport
Molecular function (GO): ATPase-coupled lipid transmembrane transporter activity; ATP binding; ATP hydrolysis activity
Source: RefSeq, a predicted model, not a curated record